AUGGCGACUUUACAACGGUCAUCAUUCUCAUUCAGGAGACAGGGAUCAUCAGGUGUGGUGUGGGAUGACAAGUUCAUGAGAGGGGAGUUCCGACAAAUAGACGAAGAAGGCGGCCACGAUCCCGAGUAUAGAGAGCUGAGGCCUUGUCAAAGUGCCAGACCAAUUCGCCUCAAGGAGCUUAACGGUUCCUUUGCAGCACCCACUGUUUGUCCUCGGAGCUUCUCUACUGCACCAAAGAAACAGGCUUCUUCUAAAGGAAUGUUCUCCAAGAUAUUGCCCGUCAGUCUUCGAAGAUCAGAAACCAUCAAGAAAUCCAACUCUGUAAAGCAGGAGCUCUAG
This is a messenger RNA of Ziziphus jujuba (common jujube), 339 nucleotides long. RefSeq lists its product as uncharacterized. The record is from RefSeq and is a predicted model, not a curated record. The transcript has a single exon. Bases 1 to 339 code for a protein of 112 amino acids. NCBI's taxonomy places the organism in Eukaryota, Viridiplantae, Streptophyta, Magnoliopsida, Rosales, Rhamnaceae.